GCCGGGGCCCUGCACUGUGGGGAGCCCCCCUACAAAAGUGCUGAGGCAUGGCUUGCCCCAACCACACUGACAAGCCUUGUCUUAAGAAAAAUGCACAACCUGAAGCGCAGCAUGCAGUCACCAGUUGUAUCAAGAGCUGUUCAGUGGUACUUAUGGCCGAGCCUGAAACCAUGCAGCAAGAGGUGUGUUGCAUGCUUUUUGUAUUAUAUUUCAGGAGACUGAGUCUGUGAUCAGUGGCAUGACCAGCCACUGGAAGAACUGUGAUGCUGUGGCUGCCCCUGAUCACAUACCUUCAUCAUCACAUGAUGCUCCAGGGCUCAGCAAUCUGCAUAUAUGUGGACGGUAUGAGCCGGUGACCAGGAGCUCCAGGUCAGUGCCGUCCGACGGAGAAGAUGGCGCUGAGGAUUGGGGGCGUACUGUGCUGAUGACGUCAGAACAGCCGGACUCCCGAGUCAGCAGUCCUUCAGGUGCAGGCGCCGUCUCAGACGGUGACGUCCCGCCUGAUCCGUUGGCGUUGUCGGCUGCAGAUGAAGAGCUGCUGAAACACGACACUGGCUUGUCACCUGGCACAACGGGUUCUUCAUUGCUUUGCUGUGGAUACUGCGGCUUCCAUCCUUCAAAUCAAGACAGUCUCAUGGAGCACCUGAGAUGUCAGCAUCAAGAGGAGUCGUCUGGCUGGGCCUUCCACAGUCAGAGCCAGUGUGACAGCGAGGGCUGUAUGCGCCAAUGCUGCGGAGGGGCGCCCAGCGAAAUGAAGUGUUUAACACGCUCCGUUCUACCUCACCAUGAUGCGAAGCUGUGCAGAUGUGACGCGUGCGGGAAAUCGUUCGCCCAGCGGGACGUCUUAGCCUCGCAUGUUCAAACCCACGCCGCCGAGAAAUCGUUCACGUGCGAGGUCUGUAGAGAGUCGUUCAGCGAAGGGGACCAGCUCACGUACCACCUUAAAGGCCACACGGAGAACAAGAUGAAAACUUGCGAGGUAUGUGGAAAAUCAUUCAAGUUCCAAAGCAGCCUUAUGCGUCAUCUCCUGAGUCACACAGGUGAAAAGCCGUUCACCUGUGAAUUCUGCGGAAAAUCAUUCGGUCAUAAGAGCAACUUUAAGUUGCAUCUUCGGACCCACACCGGCGAGAAGCCGUUCAGUUGUGAAGUCUGUGGAAAGUCGUUCUAUCAAAGGUUCGACCUUAAUAAUCACCUCCGGACUCACACAGGUGAGAGGCCGUUCGUUUGUGGAGUCUGUGGGAAGUCGUUCAGUCUCAGGAAGAUCCUAACGUUCCACCGUCAGACCCACACAGGGGGGAGGCCGUUCAGUUGCGAGGUCUGUGGCCAGUUGUUCGCGCAACGUAGCCACCUCACGAAUCAUCUUCGGGCCCACACCGGUGAGAAGCCGUUCAGUUGUGAGCUCUGUGGGAAGUCGUUCGCGCAACGUGUCAACCUUACGAAACACCUUCGGACCCACACCGAUGAGAAACCAUUCAGUUGUGAGCUCUGUGGGAAGUCGUUCAGGCGACGUAGCCGCUGUAGGGAUCACCUUCGGACCCACACCGUUGAAAAAUCGUUCAGCUCGGAGUUCUGUGUGGACUUGCUCAGGUAACUUCACACCUUUGCGAAGCGCCUUCGAACUCGCAGAGGCAAAAUGCUGACCUGGUGUAACGUCUGCGGGAAGUCGUUCCUUGUGAAGUCUCGCCUUACGUAUCACUUUCGGAUUCACGCAUGUGAGAAGGCGCCCGGUCGUGGAGUCUGUGAAAGGACAUUGGGUCGCAGUGGCUCUUAAACUGCAUCUUCUGACCCACGCCGGUGAGACACCGUUCGGUUGUGAACUCUGUGGAAAGUCGUCCAGACGACCGGCUACCCUGCGGGUCACCUUUUGGCCAACACCGAUGAGAAACCGUUCAUUCGUGAGCUUUGUGGGGACUUGUUCAGGGGACUUUUUACCCUUACGAAGCACCUUCGAACCCACAAAGGUAAAAAAACCGCUGAGUUCGGAGUCUCGUCGCCGGUUGUUCAGCGACAGGAGCAGCCAUACUGACACCUGUGGGGAGUCAUUCAUUCAGACGAGCCAUUAUGCUCAGCACCUUCAGGCUCCGAGAGGUGAAAAGCCGUUCAGUUGUGAAGUCCGGGAAGUUGUUCCGUGUGAAGUCCCACCUCAUUUAUCACCCCCGGAUACGCACAAGUGAGGAUCCGUUGAGGUGUGAGCUCUGGGAAGUCGUUCGGGCACAGAAGCAACCCUACUAUGCAAUUGCAGAUCCAGGACAAUAGAAAAGCUGUGUAUUUGAAAAGUCUGUGGAUUGUUGUAUUGUUACCGCAGCACUCGUACCUAUCGCGUUCGAACCCGCACCUGUGAGAAACCUUUCAGCUGCGGUGUGUGCGGACAGCGUUUUGUUGAGAGUAGUGUGUAUGUUAACGUUUGCGACCACUACUUUCAAAACUUGUGCUGUGUAAAUCGUCGUAAUGCAUACCUGGGCACGAACCAGGUUAAUUGUGGAACGUGCGGCAAGUCUUUCAACCUCAGACGUGUACAUGGACGUUGUAUUUGACCCCGCCCCAGGCGGUGACAUUGGAUUGUACCGCAAGGCAUUUUGUGAACCGUGCUCUUCGCCUUUUGUAUUGAAUGUUGGCUGCCAGCCGGAAAUAAACCUGUGCAGGGUUCCGCUCGACCAACACCGGUUUCCACUCCGUCCCACAGCGUAGUAGUAUUUCCGACAUGGACUCCAG
This is a messenger RNA of Pollicipes pollicipes, 2712 nucleotides long. Its product is annotated as gastrula zinc finger protein XlCGF17.1. The transcript is spliced from 5 exons. Lineage: Eukaryota; Metazoa; Arthropoda; Thecostraca; Pollicipedomorpha; Pollicipedidae. The record is from RefSeq and is a predicted model, not a curated record. Gene Ontology annotation, biological process: regulation of transcription by RNA polymerase II; embryo development. Gene Ontology annotation, molecular function: DNA-binding transcription activator activity, RNA polymerase II-specific; RNA polymerase II cis-regulatory region sequence-specific DNA binding. Gene Ontology annotation, cellular component: nucleus. Bases 239 to 1591 code for a protein of 450 amino acids.